UAUUAUUUCUGCUACUUCCUUUCUGCUGCCGCUUUAACGCAGGUUUCAAAUCAUGUACAGGCGAUGUUGUCCGGCAAUUGUACUUUACCUUUAAUCCAAAUUUAAGACCAUAUUAUAUAGAUUCAAAAUUUAAUACUCAAUAAAUUUUGAAGCGCAUCUUUUGAUUUUGCUGUGCCACGGCAUGUUACCACGGCCUUUGCAUUCUACAGUGCUUUAUUAAUAAUAAUGAUAAUGAUGAAUGUGUCAAGAUGGUACAUUCUACUUUUAAUUCUAUGUGCUGUUCAUAUAAAUUUUUCGCAGACACUUCAGAAGUCUGUAUCUGUAGUUUUGGACUCAAAAUGGUUGGACACACCUUUGCAUUUAGAAGCUAGUGAGUUUCUGGCAGAGGAAAAUCCUGAGUUAUUUUGGAAAUUUUUGAAAGAUUGUUCAAAACUAGAGUCCAAUUUUUUUUAUAAAAAAUCAGCCAAACUGCAGUAUGAAGCCAUAAUUGAUAUUAGCAGCAAUUAUCUUUCAUCUACAAAAAUAUCACUACUUAAAUUCUCCUUAGCUCUGCGAGCCUAUUCACCAGCAGUUGAAUUGUUUCACCAAAUUGCCUAUGAUCAAAAGUUUCCUGUUAAGUGUGAAGCUAUAGCUGAUGUUGGUGGUAGUUAUGCUUGUGAUGCUGAAAAUUUGAAAUCUCUUCUUUCAUCUUCAACAAGGAAUACAUCUGUAUUAUAUCAAAUUGAUCAUAUUCAUCCAAACACUUCAAAAACUGCUGAUGUUAUAUUGUAUGGAGAAAUAGGAACUUCAUCAUUUCAUAAAUUACAUGAAAUUCUUGAGAAAGAAGCAGAAAAGAAUACCAUUACAUAUGCUGUUCGGCACUUUGUACUUAAAAGACAUAAGAGGAAGGUUCGUCUGUCUGGGUAUGGUGUUGAAUUAGCAGUUAAAAGUACAGAGUACAAAGCCCAAGAUGAUACAAAGGUCAAAGAGGAAAAAGGCCCUGAGCAAGAAGAAAUUGAUAAGUAUGAAGAACUUGAAGGAUUCAUAUUCAGCAAACUGAAGGAGCUGCAUCCAUCAAAAGCUGAAAAUCUGGAACAGUUUAAAGCUCAUAUUUUAGAAAGUUCAAAGGAAAUUCCAACUUUAAAAGUGUGGGAAUUGCAAGAACUUAGUUUACAAGCAGCCCAGAAGAUUUUGGAUUCACCAAUUGAAGAGAGUAUGCGAAUAAUGAAAGAUAUAUCUCAAAACUUUCCCGUUCAAGCCCGGUCAUUAAUUCAUGUUUCUGUUUCUAGUGAAGUUAAAAAGGAAAUUGACAGAAAUCAGCAGAUGUUUAUGCAUCAUCAUAAUCUUGGACCAUCAGAUGCUGCAAUGUUUUUAAAUGGUAUGUUUUUUGAAAUGGAUACAACAGAUAUAUUUACCUUGUUGCAAGUUCUAAAGCAAGAAACACAUGUACUUGAAUCACUGUAUAAAAUAAAGAUACCCGAGCAACUGUUAACAAAAUUGUUGAAAAUGGACUUUGCCUUGGAUAAAGAAGAAUAUGCUGUUGAUAUUCGGGAUACUGCUAUUAAGUAUAUAAACAACAUUGAAACAGAUCGUCAGUAUCGUAGUUGGCCUGGAAGUGUUCAAGAUUUGUUGAGACCAACUUAUCCAGGCAUGCUUCGUAGCAUUAAGAAAAACAUAUAUCAUUUAAUUAUUGUUGCUGAUCCAUCAAAAAGCGAUGCUAAAGAUAUUUUUAAACUUGCUGAGUCUUUCUAUGUUCACAAAGCACCUGUUAGGAUUGGAUUGUUAUUUGCUGUUAAUCCUAAUGCUUCUGUUGAUGGUUUUCAUGAUGCUGGUGUUGCUUUCUUGAAUGCAUAUAAUUUUAUAAGUCAAGAUAAAUCACCAUAUGAUGGAUUAUCUUUCAUAACUGAUGUAUGCCUUAACUAAUUUUUUGUCAAUUUCUUAUCAUAGAAUCUUCAGUUUCUCUAAAAAUUUGAGAAUAGGAUAAUUUGUUAUUGAAAUGCAUAUAAUAAUAAAAAUGCUAGAAAUACCAUU
Molecule: messenger RNA, 2010 nt
Organism: Stegodyphus dumicola
Lineage: Eukaryota; Metazoa; Arthropoda; Arachnida; Araneae; Eresidae
Gene: Uggt
Product: UDP-glucose-glycoprotein glucosyltransferase
Biological process (GO): ERAD pathway
Cellular component (GO): endoplasmic reticulum
Molecular function (GO): UDP-glucose:glycoprotein glucosyltransferase activity
Source: RefSeq, a predicted model, not a curated record